AGUUUAAUUAACAAUUCUUGGAAAGAUUGACGAAUUGUUGAAUAAAAUUUAUAUUGGGUAGUGGUAACACCUCCUUCCCUAAUUUGACCACUACAGGCGACGUGGCACCCUGACUUCUCUGUCUGUUCUUUAGUACAAGAUUAGUUGUUUCUCUCCAACUUCCACCCCCACACCAGACCACCAUUAGAUACUCUAUAUAUAUAGAGGUACAGACCAGGAAACACAAGUUUCUUUCCCAUCAAUUUCCCUCUCACUAUUUCCGCUUUCUUAUCCCUCCAAAUAUUAUUAAUAUCUCUACUUUUAUGGACACAGCAUCAUUAUCUUUCUUUCAUCUCUUUUUUCUCACCGCUAUCUGUCAAUCCAAGAAUCCGUCUUUAAAGCCAAUGCACUCUUUCUUUCAUUAGCGGAAGACUUCAGCUCCAAAUCUUUCAUCGCACAGAACCCAUAUUGAUAAUCAUUUUUGUUUUACUUUAAUUUCUUUUUAAAAAAAUGGAUUCUUUCUUCUCCACUUCUGCUCUCUAUAUCACCCUGAUCACUUUGAUUGCAUUCUGCAGAGGAGUAUCGGGUGCUACAUUUACACUAAUAAACAGAUGUGGCUACACAGUAUGGCCUGGUAUUCUUGCCAAUGCAGGCAGCCCUGCAUUAGAAAGCACCGGGUUUGAGCUUCCAUCAGGUGGCUCUCAAUCCUUUCAAUCACCCCCGAAUUGGUCGGGUCGGUUCUGGGGUAGAACCGGUUGCACGUUUGACCCAGUUACAGGUCAGGGAACUUGCCUAACCGGUGAUUGUGGCUCUAAUUUAAUUGCAUGCAAUGGUCAAAAUGCCAAGCCACCAGCCACUUUAGCAGAAUUUACAAUCAGGUCGGGCACCCAGGAUUUUUAUGAUGUUAGUUUAGUUGAUGGGUACAACUUACCAAUGAUUGUUGAACCCAACGGUGGGUCGGGUACUUGCUUGUCAACCGGGUGCGUUACAGAUUUGAAUCAGCAAUGCCCGAAUGAGCUACGGGUCGGGUCGGGUGAGGCCUGCAAGAGUGCUUGUGAGGCUUUUGGGACGCCAGAAUACUGUUGCAGCGGCGCGUACGCUACACCGGACACAUGCAAGCCGUCUAUUUAUUCACAAAUGUUUAAAGCCGCUUGUCCGAGAUCAUAUAGCUAUGCCUAUGAUGAUCCUACUAGCACAUUUACAUGCACAGGAGCUGAUUAUGUGAUAACAUUCUGCCCUUCAUUAGCAAGUCAAAAAUCUGCAACUCCUAGAGACCCAUCUCAGACUACUACUGUUACAAGUACAAGCACAGAAAAUGGGUCUGGAAAUGGAUCAGGAGAUGACCAAACUGGAGAUAACAUUUCAUGGUUGCCAAACUUUUUCACCGGACGCUCACCCAAAACUAUUGCUUCAUCUUCUUAUGCUUGGCAUUUUACAUUGAUGGCUUCUACAGUUUCCUUUCUAUUCCUAUAUUUCCUACAUUCAUAGGAAGCUCUUCCUCAAAAUGAACAUUCAACUUAAGGGUAGACUUUGGAGUUGUUUUGCACUCGGAGGAAAGGCUGGCAGCAGUAGCUUAUUAAAAUUCCAGAUUGUAAAGCCAAUUUUCCAGGCCGCACGCAUGUAUAUAGGAAAUUGAAAAAGAGUUUAUAUUUCAGGAAGCAUAAAAAAAUCUGUGUACCUUCUGACUUUUUUUUUUCUUUUCAAAUUUGCUUUUAGAGUUUCAAGGAUUUGUUGUAAUCUCAACCCAAAAUGAAAUAGAAAGCGAGAGAUAUAUUCUUCAA
This is a messenger RNA of Ricinus communis (castor bean), 1760 nucleotides long. RefSeq names its product thaumatin-like protein 1. The coding region runs from base 490 to 1467 and encodes 325 amino acids. The transcript is spliced from 3 exons. NCBI's taxonomy places the organism in Eukaryota, Viridiplantae, Streptophyta, Magnoliopsida, Malpighiales, Euphorbiaceae. Gene Ontology annotation, biological process: defense response. Gene Ontology annotation, cellular component: extracellular region. The record is from RefSeq and is a predicted model, not a curated record.